Molecule: messenger RNA, 1149 nt
Organism: Trypanosoma grayi
Lineage: Eukaryota; Euglenozoa; Kinetoplastea; Trypanosomatida; Trypanosomatidae
Exons: 1
Coding region: 1-1149 (382 amino acids)
Source: RefSeq, a predicted model, not a curated record
AUGAUGAUGACGAUGCGCUACGUGUUGUUUGUGUGUGUGCUCUUUGUGUGGUGUUCCUGCGUGCGUGCUGCCGAGGAAGGGAACACCGACACUGGUGAUUGCGUGCCGCCUGAAACUGAAAAAUGUAAAGGUUCUAAAAUGCCCAAGGCAAGUAAGGGUGACCGUGGAGCCCAGGGUACUUCUCAGUUGGCUGCAUCUCACACUGAUCGAGUUGAAAGUGAGCCCGAUAACAGUGUGGCAGAAUGUGAUGGAAAGCUUGAUAAAAUGGAUUGUGUUAAACCACCGUCUUCUGUUGUUCCUGCUCCCUGCCCAGAGAAAGAAUCUCAGCCCUGUCCACAGCCCCAAAUCGUUGAUACAAGCAGUCAUGGGUCUGAGACGGAUGGGUCUUGUGUAGGAGGCGCAACUCAUCCUUGCGAGAGAAAGCUCCCACCGGUGCAUAAGGGUGUUGAUGAUAAUAUCGAUACCCCUACUCUCCCGAAGGAGGAGGGGUGCACGCCUCCUGAGGAUGCAACAGGUAAACGUCCGGCCUGUAAGCCUGCUGGACUCCCUCUGGGGACGAAGGGCCAGAAGCAGUCGCCCGGUGCUUCAGGUGGGACCGAACGUGCUAACCUGAAUUUACAAAAGCAAGAAGUGAUUCAUAAAGAUGGGAGUAAAAUACUCCAGCCAACUGAGAAAACCAUCGAUAAUACGGGUCAUGAAACUCUGCCAAGCGGUCCAGGGCAAAGUCUUCAAGGUGACAAGAAGAUAGCAGAGAAACAGCAGGGAGACGUCGGUGGAUCUUCGAAUGGUCCCAAGGACGCUCACAGACCCGGCGGAACGAGGAAUGACGCCCCAGCUUCUGGUCCCACUCCACCUGCAGUAAACACACCUGAGGCUGAGAGCGCUGCUGACGAUCACCCCGAGGGGGAGCCUGUUGAGAGUGCUGCUCAGGCUGCAGUCGAACAAAGUGAUGCCGUGCAAUCGCAGACAUCUCCCACCUCUACUUCCACGAGUGCCACAGAAGCCACAAGCAGCAGCCAGCCGAACAGCAGUCCGUCAACCGACAAGGGCCAAGACACGAAGGCGGUGGACAGCAGCGGCGGUGCUGUGUGGGUGCAUGCACCUCCGCUGCUUCUGCUGGCGUUGUUUGCAGUGACGGCUGUGUCAUGA